Lagopus muta (rock ptarmigan) is the source of this 1982-nucleotide messenger RNA. RefSeq names its product chitobiase (gene CTBS). The record is from RefSeq and is a predicted model, not a curated record. NCBI's taxonomy places the organism in Eukaryota, Metazoa, Chordata, Aves, Galliformes, Phasianidae. Bases 48 to 1142 code for a protein of 364 amino acids. Gene Ontology annotation, molecular function: chitin binding; chitinase activity. Gene Ontology annotation, biological process: carbohydrate metabolic process; chitin catabolic process. Gene Ontology annotation, cellular component: extracellular region. The transcript is spliced from 8 exons.
GGAGGAGCUGCAAGCCCGCGGAAGCGGAGCGAGCAGCGGGAUGUGACAUGGCGUGCCGGGGGGGUGCGGGGCUGCUGUUGCUGCUGGGCCUCCUGCAGUUGCUGGGCUGCGCAGCUGCGUGUCCCUGCCAGGACCCGCGGCUCUGCCAGCCCAUCGCGGGCACCGGCGGCUUCGAGGUCUUUGUGUUCGAUGUGGGGAAAGAAGCCUGGAAAUCCUAUGACUGGUCAAAAAUUACAACCGUGGCGGCUUUUGGGAAAUACGAUCCAGAGCUCCUGUGCUUUGCUCAUUCCAAAGGUGCCAGGGUAGUACUGAAAGGUGAUGUACCUCUUAAGGAAAUCGUUGACCCGGCUAAAAGAGCAGUGUGGAUAUCCCAGCAGGUGGACCUUGCCAAAAAACAAUAUAUGGAUGGAAUUAAUAUAGAUAUAGAGCAAGAAGUUAAUGAAACCUCUCCUGAGUAUUAUGCAUUAACAGAGCUUGUUAAAGAAACUACAGAUGCUUUUCACAAAGAAAUUCCAGGAUCACAGGUAACAUUUGACGUGGCCUGGUCUCCUGCGUGCAUCGAUAAGAGGUGCUACAACUACACUGGGAUUGCAGCUGCCUGUGAUUUCUUAUUUGUGAUGUCUUAUGAUGAGCAGAGCCAGAUCUGGACCGACUGUAUUGCAAAAGCCAAUGCUCCUUACCUUCAGACUUUAGUUGGGUAUGAAGAGUACAUUAAUAUGGGCAUUGAUCCUAAGAAGCUUGUGAUGGGUGUCCCCUGGUAUGGCUAUGAUUAUGUGUGCCUAAACCUAUCCGAGGAUCAUGUUUGUUCCCUUUCCAAAGUACCAUUCCGUGGUGCCCCUUGCAGUGAUGCUGCAGGGCAUCAGGUGCCGUAUGGAGCGAUAAUGAAGCAGGUGAACAGUUCUAUUUCAGGAGCACUAUGGGAUGAGGUACAAAACUCUCCAUUUUAUGAAUACAAGGAUUCUCUUGGUCACUUCCACCAAGUAUGGUAUGAUGACCCUCACAGCAUCUCUCUAAAAGCAGCAUAUGUGAAGAAUCGAGGCCUAAGGGGCAUUGGCAUGUGGAAUGGAAACAGUCUUGACUAUUCCAGGGAAGCUGUAGCAGAAAAACAAACUGAAGCAAUGUGGCAAGCCCUGACACCAUAAAUUUCCCAGACUGGAGAAUUAAAGCUGAAUGAAUCUUCUUCUGUGUCAGUUCUGCUCUCAGAGCUCGUAAAUCUGCUAUUGCCUGCUUUCUCAUCUGCAGAAGAACCAGACAUUUAAGGAAUUGUAAUUUAAAGUAGUUUUUGGAAUUGAUGUGUUUGUAUAGCUAAGACUGAGUGACUUUCAUGCGGGACGGCUGAAUACAGGAUACAUCUUUUAUCUUUAAAAAAUCUUACACCUCUAAUUAGAUAGACUGCUUUGUUUUAGCACUUGGCUGUGGUGUCUUUCUUUAACCAUGGAAUUCAUUGCUUUUUCUACUCCUUGUAAUACAAUGAAGGAAGCAUAUCCACCCUAGAUUACUCAGUGCCACAGGCAAUCUCUGUGAUGCAGAGCACUGAGAUUUCAAGCGUUCAACGCUGGACUGCUAUCCACUAUGAAGGGCUCUACCAUCAUCUUCCUUUCUAAGGGAGCCAUAGGCAGCACUGAUAUGGAAUAAAGCAGUUGACAACAACUUGCAUUUUCCUGGAAAAUCAUUCUGCCUUUUUUUUUCUGUAUACCUCACCUAGUAUGUUUCUUCAAUUACUUCUUCUGAAAGAGAUUGCAACAUAGUACCUUGAAAGUGUAAGUAAGAGCUUUAAUGCCAAACUUCAUGCUCUGAAGUAAUUUGGCUCAAGUGCUAAGUUAUGAUAACUAAUACCAUAAGAAUAAGAAUACAAUAAGAACUUGAAAAUACAAACUGUUUAACAAAUAUUUAGAUCUUCUAAUGUUUGAGAAGAUUUUAAUAGGUAGUAACAUUUUGACUGCUUUAAUUAAAAGGUAAAACAAAGGCAGAGUACCUUAAUU